AUGAUCCUACUUCCGGAGGCCGACAGGGCCAAAGACAUUGCUGCUAUCCUCGAGCGCUUUCGCAAUUAUGAUCGUGACAAUGGCAUCACCGAUGCAAUCGGCUAUCUCAACGAUCUUCGCCAUUUCCUGCGCGAUCUCGACAGGUCCAUUGUUGCCCGCAACGGUGUCAUUGACAAUGUCGACCUGAUCGACGACUUGGAAUUGCUGCAGCAUAGUGUCGCUUAUACGUUGCAAGAUGUGUGGGCGAUUCUCGGCCAGAUGCCCGAUCAGCCUAUAGGGCAUGAUUGUCGAGCGGCAUGGAGGGAGAUUGAGAGACACUGCAAAAGCUCGAGGCAGCAGAGUCUUGUCGGAAGACUGAAAAUGUACAACCUAUUUGCUUCAGCACUGCUGCGACAACUCAACAGCCACCAACCCCCUGUGGAUCUCAUCGAAGAUCUCAGAGUAGAUCUCUUAACGCUCCGACGAGCACAGCUCAAUGAUCGAAGAUUGAUUACGGCUACAGACGCCAUCGCCGACCUGACCGCCCUCACCGUUCGCACUCCCAUUCUCCCACCUGCCCUCUUAUCACCACGGGCCAACAUUGAGACCAAUGUGUCGUGGGAUUCCAUCCAACGACCAUCUUUGUCGAACCCACCCAUGUCUCCAGUUUCACCAACAACUACAUUCUCCACUGCUGGUACUGCCUCGAGUGCUGACGCUGAAACGAAGCAUUGGGCUGGUCACAUCUUCAAGGACCUUCCUUCCACCGACAUCCGAGACAGAAAGAACAAGGACAAGGUCUCGGAGUGCUACCCGAUGGGCCGUGGUGAUGGCGACCCUAUGCCUGAACCUGACGAGUAUGAAUGUGUAGUCAAGAUGAAAAUCCGCGACUUCCGAUGCUGUUUCUGGAUUCGUCAUCGCGACUUUCGUACCAAGAUAUCUUGCCACUGGCCGAAGAGCCGUGGAUCUGGUUCACUACAGUCGGCCUGUCUACCGCUAAGCGAACUCCAUUCACGACGAGACGGCUCGAUGCUGUUUUUGUGUCGGGCAGUCGCCGGCGUGGGCCAAAACACGGCGUGGGCGGCUUUCAAGUUCCCCAGCAUUGAAUUCUUGAUCAUAUUUCACUGUACAUUCAUCGCAUUGCGAUCCUAUGACGGUCGCCGACGUGUGGCGGCUAAUUUCGACCACAGCCUAGCAAAUGAAGAGCUCAUCUUUUCUGCGCCCAUUGACGACAGCGGAUACCACCAUUGCCUGCGAUUCCUCCGAGAGAAAAUCACUGGCGUGCUGCGGCUCGAAGCCUCUAUUUUCGAUGGCGAGCACAAAAACGUACCCAUAUGGACCGCGUUUGUAACCCAUCACAUCACGUCUGCCCGUUGGGUCAAGAAAUCAACAUCUCGAACCAAAGUCUACUUAUCUGAUCUAAAGCGUCACAUAUUCUCGCCACGGUAUACGCCUCCGAUGGCCAGUGGUGACCACGUCCUGCAGUUCGAUGAGCCAAGAGACGCCGAGUGUUUCGAGAAAUUCCUCCGCGAUUACGGCAAGGAGUAUCGGAAAGAGGCUGCUUCCUAA
Molecule: messenger RNA, 1548 nt
Organism: Cyphellophora europaea CBS 101466
Lineage: Eukaryota; Fungi; Ascomycota; Eurotiomycetes; Chaetothyriales; Cyphellophoraceae
Exons: 8
Coding region: 1-1548 (515 amino acids)
Source: RefSeq, a predicted model, not a curated record